Molecule: messenger RNA, 189 nt
Organism: Malassezia japonica
Lineage: Eukaryota; Fungi; Basidiomycota; Malasseziomycetes; Malasseziales; Malasseziaceae
Exons: 3
Coding region: 1-189 (62 amino acids)
Source: RefSeq, a predicted model, not a curated record
AUGACGCGCGGUAACGCUCGCGAGCUUGCGCGUGCCAAGAACCAAAAAAAGCAGGCCGACCAGAACAAGGGAAAGAACGCGAGCGGCAUGUCGCUCGCGCAGCGCCGCGAGGCGGAUGCAAACGCGCUCCGUGCGAAGCAAGAGGCCGCUGCUGCGAAGAAGGCCGCUGCUGGGCAAGGAGGGAGCUAG